Molecule: messenger RNA, 4025 nt
Organism: Cylicocyclus nassatus
Lineage: Eukaryota; Metazoa; Nematoda; Chromadorea; Rhabditida; Strongylidae
Source: the annotation of a GenBank genome assembly
CGAGCCGCGUUUCGCGCUACGUGUUCAACACAUGCAAUUUUCAUGCACACGCAUACUGUAGCCACUUAUAUUCUGUUAAACGUCUUUCUGCGCACUACCGUAUCUACCAGCCACUACUGGAGGUCGAGGGGUUGUCGGGAAAAUGCUCCCCCGGAUUCUGAGUGCUUCUGUUCCGGCACGAACAAUGGACGCUCAUUGGCUGGAUCUGAAAAUCGAAUACAGGAUCUCACCACUAUGUAUGAGAACUGUACACGGGUAUACGGUAACGUUGAAAUCACUCAUCUGACAAAGACGACAAUGACAAAUUGGACUGAUGCCGAUUUCAGCCGGAAACUGAAGAUAUUUGAACAUAUCCGAGAGAUCAAAGGAUACCUACUCAUUUACAACGUCGACAUCCGCAGCAUUGAUUUUCCAAACCUGAAAAUCAUUUGGGGUGACGAUUUACUGGAUGACACUAGCGCUUUGACGCUGAGUAGCAAUUUGGAGUUGAAGGAAUUGCGAAUGCCGAAGUUGAGAGCCAUACAGAAAGGAAAUGUGCGUAUUGAAAACAGUACAUUCUUAUGCUAUCUACAAUCAAAAGUCAAUUGGGAUGAGCUGCUGGAAGAUGAUGCUUUGAAUCGUCUCAUUGCUUCUGAAUCAGCAUUUCGGCAAUGUGGUACCUUACCGAUAAAAUGCACCGGAUGUGAGCAUUGUUGGAGCGGGAAACAGAAAUACUGUCAAGAAGAAUACCGAUCCGUUUGUGGGGAUAAAUGCGCUUCUCGCCAGUGUUUCUUGCCAGCUAAUUCAAGCACUUACGAAUGUUGUCAUGAAGCUUGUACCGGUGGCUGUACAGGACGUGGUGCCCAUCAGUGUGUGGCCUGCCGUGAGCUAAGCCUUGACGGCGUUUGUGUGCAUCAAUGCCCACCUAUGAUGGUCCAUGAUUCAAAGAAAGGAAUGUUGGUCCCAAAUCCCAGAGGACGUUACGUCUACGAUCGAUACUGCGUCGAGGAAUGUCCUAAAGAACUGCUGGUCGAAAGGGAUGCUUGCGUUCGCCAUUGCUCUGUGGGAUCUCAUCAUGAUAUGACGAAAGAUUCUAGGAGAUGUGAGCCGUGCAAAGGGGUCUGCCCAAAAGUAUGUCAAGUGACGAAAGCUCUGACUGGAUCCAUUCUUCGCAAUCUCACUGGCUGUGAAGAAAUCGAUGGCUUUAUCGAUAUCCAGGAUUCAAAAAUGAAUUCUUAUACCGACGGUUACACACGGGAAGAUCUUAACGCUCUCAAAUCGGUUCGCAUGAUUUCCGAGUAUGUACAAAUUGCUACGCAGACGGUUUCGCCAAGGAAUUUGUCAUUCUUGGAAAACUUGGAGUUUAUUGAAGGAAGGAACUUAGUGACGUCCCGGUUCGCACUUGCAAUCAACAAGAAUGACAAUCUUGAACAACUUGGACUUCGCAACCUCAAAAAGAUCAAGGCCGGUAGUGUGAUUAUAACCGAGAACCAUGGACUAUGCUAUGCAAAGACGAUUCAAUGGGAUAAAAUAAUCGCACCGACUGCACAGGCUGUGAUCAGCAAAAACAUGGACAAUAAAUGUGAACAACGAAAUCGAAAAUGUGAUCCGAAUUGUGAUCCAGCUGAAGGUUGUUGGGGACGUGGCCCAACAAUGUGUACCAAGUGCCGAUAUUGGAAACUAGAUGAGGCUUGCGUCAAAGAGUGUCCAAAAGAAGGUUAUUACCAAGAUCACACCACAAGAAAAUGCCUACCUUGCUAUGAAGAGUGUUUAACGUGUAGUGGACCAUCUGCUAGGGAUUGUCGUACCUGCAAACAUGUGAGACUAGUAGAAGAAGAGGAAGUCACCUGCCUUCCAAAAUGCAAUAACACGUAUUACCAAGACGGAAUCGACUGCAAACAUUGUCAUCCAGGUUGUUCAGGUCUAAAGUGCACAGGUCCUGGAGACCACUUAGGAGCAGGUGGAUGCACAGAAUGCUUGUACGCGCAGGUUUCCGGCGAGCAUGAGGUAAGCCGUUGUUUAAAAGCUCCACCAUCGAUGCAAGAAGUAUGCCACGACCUUCCCGGGCAUUAUCCUUCAACUCAAGCAAUCGAAGGAGUUCGACUUGUGCAUUGCGAUCCAUGCGAUGAACAAUGUGUUUCAUGUACUUCGGCUGGCCGUUAUGUAUCAGCUAACGGAUGCGUCUGUAAAGGUUAUGCUAACGAAGUAGAGAAAGACUCAACCUGUUUUGACAAAUGUUUCGAGUCACAUUACGAAGCUGUGCCAAAAAAUGGAUCUAAGCCCGGAGUGUGUAAAAAUUGUCAUCCUCUAUGCGAUCGAGGACACGGCUGUACUGGCCCAACACAAGCUGACUGUAUACUAUGUAUGUACGCCACCAUAGCUGGAAAGGAUGGCGAAAAGAAUGUUUGUGUUGACGAAUGCCCGGAAGAGCUCCCAUUUAUUGACGAUCUAAAAAUUUGCCAUGAAGUCGAUAUCAAAAAAGAACGCGAACGACGUUCAAAAAUGAUCGCAACCGCGCUGAUUAUAGUAUUUACUGUGCUGGUCACUGCUAUGCUUAUAGUCUGUAUGCGAUGUCGCACUUUCAAAAGAAAAUUGUUAAAAGAACAAAUUAGCAACUAUGUAGACAUACCCGAAAUGACUCCCAUAGAUCCAUCAAUCCGGUCAAAUAUGAGCCGCGUAAACUUGAUUACCGCUGGAGAAUUACAAACCAAAGGUACACAGCUAGGAGCUGGCGCAUUCGGAGUGGUCUACGCGGGUUUCUGGUUCCCGAAAGGAAAAGGCAAGAUAAAAGUACCGGUGGCGAUAAAGCUUGUCAAAGGUACCUGCACUGGCAAAGAGGAAUCAGAAAUGUUGAAUGAAGCCAUGCAAAUGGCGUCAUUGAAACACGAACAUCUUUUGCGUUUGGUAGGAAUCUGUCUGCACGAAGAAGGAAUACAGCUGGUGACCCUGCUCCGCCCACUGGGGAAUCUCUUGAACUUCCUGAAAAAGCACAAAGCUCAUCUAUCUGGAAAGGACUUGCUGCUGUACUGCUAUCAGAUAUCAUCUGCCAUGAAAUACCUGUACGAACACCGAGUCAUUCACCGUGAUUUGGCUGCAAGAAAUGUUCUAGUUAAAAGGCAUAAUCACGUUGAAGUAACUGAUUUUGGACUGGCAAAACUUCUCGACUAUGGUCAAGAUAAGAUCAAAGUCAUGGAAGGCAAGGUGGCUAUAAAAUGGUUAGCGCUGGAGUCAUUGAAGGACCAAAGCUAUACUCAUCGAACUGACGUUUGGGCUUUUGGAGUAACAUGUUGGGAAAUUCUCACAUUUGGACAGAGCCCCUACCAAGGCAUGGAUGUGUGCGCUAUAAAGAAUUUUCUCAAAGAAGGAAACCGCCUCUCCCAACCAAAUAAUUGCUCUGCUGAGCUGUACCAAGUUCUAUUACAGUGUUGGAUGGCUAAUCCUGAAUCUAGACCAACAUUCACAAUGUUGUACGAUCGAUUCCAGAACUUUUGCAAAAUCCCUCAUUUAUAUGUUGUUGAUCAAACCGCACCACAAGCUUUUAUUGAAACUGAGAGUCAACGAGAUCUAUUACGAGAACUCUUGAACGACUCAGAGAAUGACUUCACAGAUCCAUUGAACUACUUCGAGACUUGCGAAAAUCCUGAAUCGCCCACUGGCGACUUUGAGGGGAAUUUUGCGCCACGAAAUGUACGACGAUUGCAAUCAACCAGCUCGCAUAGAUAUCAGACCGAUCCAAUGAUACGGCCGACCGUUCGAGCAUCCGAAAUAGGAAUGGAUGACGGCAACUACUUGAUACCAAAUGCGAAGUUGAUGAGCGAACAGCACGCUACAUUAUACACGCCUGUUGUGGUGAACGAGAACGGCGCAACAGAGCUGAUAAAUAGCCAUGAAUAUUACAAUGAAGCCAAAGCGAAAGCAGAGUACUACAAUGACGUACAUGGCACCCAAGCAUCGGAACAGCUUGUCCAAAUCUCAGAGGAAAAUCCUGAAGAUGUGGCUAAGGAAAGCGCUUUGUGAUUUGUAGUCCAGUAUCACGUAGAUCUUAC